AUGACCGACUCAACAAUGGCCCCCGAAAAUGUCAUCGUCAUUGGUGCCGGCCCUGUCGGUCUCUUUUCCGCACUGCUCCUUGCACAAAAGGGUAUCAAGGUGACUGUGUUUGACGCGGACGAGGGUAUUUGUCGCAGUCCGAGGGCUGUCGUACAACUCCCUGCGGCAAACCUCGAGUUCGCCAAGGCCGGAAUACUUCAAGAUGUUCUUGAUGUUGGCCAUAGGUCCGACGAUGGAGUCUGUUGGCGAGAUGGCAAUGACACGACCAAGAUCCUGGCGGAUCUGACUCCGCCGCCGUCGGAGAAUCCAAACAUCUGUGCUGCGAUGCUGGGGCAACAUGAGCUGUGCCAAAUCUUCCUGAAGCACUUGCACAACACCGGGAAUGGAAAUGUCAUCUUUAACCAUGCCUUCCUCCGUGCCGAGGACCAUGGCGCCUCAGUUGAAGUUCACGUUAAGCGCGCGCUGGACGACCAAGAGUUGACUUUGAAGUGUCGAUAUCUGAUUGGUGCUGACGGCAGUCGAAGUUCAGUCAGAAAGCACUUGAACCUGCCACUAGAGGGAUACACUUGGCAGGGAAUUCGACUUGUUGCUGUAAACAUCCUGUAUGACCUCGACAAAUAUGGGUGGAAAAGUGGCAACUUUAUUGCUCAUCCAACCGACUGGGCCAUUGUUGUCAGACGCGGAAAAGGGCCACAGUGGAGGAUUGCUACCAGCAUGCGAUUUUUCGAAGGCCCGGAUGGAGAGCCCCUCAACGAUAAGACUAUUUUUCCUGCCGUCAAGGAGAGAGUCGCAAGACUGUUGCCCGGCAAUACGGAUGAAGUGGUCUACACGCAAGCCGCCCCAUACGCUAUCCACCAGCGGUGCGUACCUCAAUAUCGGGUCAAGAACAUUUUACUUGCUGGAGAUGCUGCUCAUUUAAACAAUCCUGUUGGCGGGUUAGGGCUGACGACUGGUGUAUUGGAUGCCGCGCAUCUGGCUGAAGCACUACGCCAAGUGCUGAUCGACAAAGCACCCGACGCUGUCCUUGAAGAUAAUUACAUAGUAGCACUAGGUCUUAGUAAGAUAAAGACAAGGCUUUAA
Messenger RNA from Fusarium vanettenii 77-13-4, 1080 nucleotides. RefSeq lists its product as uncharacterized. NCBI's taxonomy places the organism in Eukaryota, Fungi, Ascomycota, Sordariomycetes, Hypocreales, Nectriaceae. Gene Ontology annotation, molecular function: FAD binding. The record is from RefSeq and is a predicted model, not a curated record. The transcript has 6 exons. The coding region runs from base 1 to 1080 and encodes 359 amino acids.